UUGUGAGUCGUAGUGUUGUGGGGGAAACGAAGUCGUUUUGGGGAAAACCCCAUUUAAAAGUGAAAACCAAAAAUGAAAAAUUAUUAGAAGAACAACCUGGUUGGUUUCUGUCUGCUCUGUCUCUGUUUCUGUUUCGCCGCCGCAUGCUGCUUCUCCUGAACCACUGAUUCCAGAAAUCCGCAUUCCAAAGUCUGAAGUAAGUAGAUAAAGCAGGAGACAUGAAGCUGGAUGUGGAUGUGUUGAGAUACCUCACUAAAGAGGAUUUCAGGGUUUUAACCGCUGUCGAAAUGGGAAUGCGAAAUCAUGAAAUCGUACCCGCUGAACUGGUGGAGCGUAUAGCUGCGCUCAAGCAUGGUGGCACUUACAAAGUUAUGAAAAAUCUGCUCAAGCAUAAGCUCUUGCACCACGACGCCUCUAAAUAUGAUGGGUUUCGGCUAACGUACCUUGGUUAUGAUUUUCUUGCAAUUAAGACUUUGGUCAACCGUGGAGUCUUUUCAGCCGUUGGUCGCCAACUUGGUGUUGGAAAAGAGUCUGAUAUUUUUGAGGUGGCCACCGAAGAUGGUACAGUGAUGGCAAUGAAAUUGCACAGGCUUGGUAGAACUUCUUUCAGGGCUGUCAAGUCUAAGCGUGAUUACUUAAAACAUCGUAGCAGUUUCAAUUGGCUAUACUUGUCCCGUCUUGCUGCACUCAGAGAAUUUUCUUUUAUGAAGGCUUUAGAAGAGCAUGGUUUUCCUGUUCCAAAUGCAGUAGAUUGUAACAGGCAUUGUGUGAUUAUGUCACUAGUACCAGGCUACCCCCUUGUGCAGGUGAAGCAAUUGGAAAAUCCUGAGACAGUUUUCAAUACUAUCAUUGGGCUCGUUGUUCGUCUGGCAGAACAUGGUUUGAUUCACUGUGACUUCAAUGAAUUUAACAUUAUGAUUGAUGAUGACGAGAAGGUUACCAUGAUUGAUUUUCCCCAAAUGGUCUCUGUAUCACAUCGUAAUGCACAAAUGUACUUUGAUCGUGAUGUGGAAUGUGUCUUUAAGUUUUUCAGCAAGAGAUUCAACAUGUCUUUCCAUGAAUGCACAGCUGAUAUUGAUGGAACAGCAGUAGACACAGAUGAUAGUGGCAGGCCUUCGUUUACUUCAAUAGCGAAAGAUACUGGUUUUUUAGACAAGGAACUUUCUGCUAGUGGGUUUACUAGGAAGGAUCAGGAAGAAAUUGCUAAGUUUAUUGAAGGAGGGAUCAAGAAGGAUGCUAAUUCUGAUGAUGAAGAUACAGAAGACGAUGAGCACAUCUCUGUGUUAAAUGAAGCAAACACAAUGGGUGUUGAUUCACUGCAUGUGGCAGAUCAGACGUUACAGCAUGAUGAGCAAGUUGAACCAGAGGGCAAUGUAAGAACAUGUGAAGCAGGUCCCAGCAGUGAACCUGAAAAUGAAGAUGGGAGUAAUGAGGAGGGAGAUAAUGAGACAGUUAAUAAUGACAAUGAUGCUGAGCUGGAAAAACGCUUGAACAAGGUGAGGCGACGUGCUGUAACAGCAGCCCGUGGAGGACGAAAAACUUUUGCAUCCAGAAAUACCUAUAAAGACAAGGGUGGUAAAUCCUCUAACAGUUCCAAAAUCCAGAGACAAUUAAGUAGCUGGUAGAAUAUGUAAAGUGCCACCACAAAAUCCAAGAUGCCCACACAACUGAAGUGUAGAAGAUAUCAACUAGAGUUGCAUACCAAAUGGAGGUUGCACGCAGAGCACGGACCUUCUGCUUGCGCCAUAUGUAUGACAAUCUUUUUCUUAUAAUGAUGAUCAUGAGAUGCAUAAGUUUCCAUCAGUGUAACUUUUGUAGUCCUUGGCAAACAAGGGAGAAUA
This is a messenger RNA of Rosa chinensis, 1841 nucleotides long. RefSeq names its product serine/threonine-protein kinase rio2. Bases 219 to 1625 code for a protein of 468 amino acids. Gene Ontology annotation, cellular component: cytosol; nucleus; preribosome, small subunit precursor. NCBI's taxonomy places the organism in Eukaryota, Viridiplantae, Streptophyta, Magnoliopsida, Rosales, Rosaceae. The record is from RefSeq and is a predicted model, not a curated record. Gene Ontology annotation, biological process: maturation of SSU-rRNA; protein phosphorylation. The transcript has 14 exons. Gene Ontology annotation, molecular function: protein serine/threonine kinase activity; ATP binding.